Messenger RNA from Ipomoea nil (Japanese morning glory), 4839 nucleotides. RefSeq lists its product as uncharacterized. The record is from RefSeq and is a predicted model, not a curated record. NCBI's taxonomy places the organism in Eukaryota, Viridiplantae, Streptophyta, Magnoliopsida, Solanales, Convolvulaceae. The coding region runs from base 159 to 4529 and encodes 1456 amino acids. The transcript is spliced from 22 exons.
UUGUCAGCUCGGCUCUCUCCAUUCGUUCAUUCCUUGUUUCCUCCCUCACAAAUUCGCCUAACAUGAAUUUUUAUUUUUAUAUAUUAAUAAUAUAAUCUGAAUUUUGCGCAUUUUCUAACUUUCCUUUUUUGCGUUUCCGUUUCUGAUGAGUUUUCCAGAUGGGGAAACCAUGGAUUCGAAUUUUAGUUAUACACAUUUUCGUCUUCGAUCUCUUGAUUCUCCGCUCCGCGUUCGGUUCCUUGUCCGAUUUCUCGAUAAUUGACAACGACUACUCGGAUCUCUCCCACGGAGAUUACUCGCCGCCGGCGCCACCGCCGCCGUCUCCUCCGCCGCACCCGCCUCCCCUCUCGUGCGAUGCCUUGGAGGGAAUCGGGUCUGUGAACACCACGUGCGAGCUCAAUUACAGCUUGAACUUCACGGGGGACGUGUACGUUGAGGGGACUGGGAAUUUCUUCAUUCUCGAGGGCGUGGUUUUGAGUUGCCCUAUUUUCGGGUGUUCCAUUCAGGUUAACAUCACGGGGGAAUUUAGGUUGAACGCCAACGCUCGUAUUAUAGCUGGAUCGGUGUAUAUAGUUUCCGGGAACACCACUUUGUUGGGUGGUUCGUUGAUCAAUGUGACUGCAUUGGCUGGUGACCCGCCGGGGAAUUCCAGGGGGACGCCCAAGGAGUACGAGGGUGGGGGUGCGGGUCAUGGGGGUAGAGGGGCUAGUUGUUUGAUGGAUAUUACGAAACUUCCGGAGGAUGUGUGGGGAGGGGAUGCAUAUUCGUGGAGGUCACUAAACCAGCCCUUUAGCUUUGGGAGUAAAGGGGGGAGCACGAAUAGGGGUGAUAAUUAUGGAGGGAUAGGGGGUGGGAGGAUAUGGCUGGAGUCAACACACGUUGUGGAUGCUCAGGGUUCGCUUUUGGCUGAUGGUGGAUAUGGUGGGAUCAAAGGAGGAGGUGGGUCAGGGGGGAGUAUUUUCAUCAAGUCCAAGAAAAUGACAGGAAGUGGUAGAAUAAGUGCUUCUGGGGGCAUUGGAUUUGGUGGAGGAGGUGGUGGAAGAAUUUCUGUAAAUUCAUUUAGCAGGCAUGAUGACCCCAUAUUCUUUCUUCAUGGGGGAAUAAGUUUGGGCUGUCCUGCAAACUCAGGUGCGGCAGGGACAUACUAUGAUGCUGUCCCACGAAGACUAGUAAUCAACAAUCACAACAUGUCGACAGACACUGAUACCAUUCUCUUAGAUUUUCCUAACCACCCACUCUGGACAAAUGUUUAUAUCCAAAAUCAUGCCCGAGCCACUGUUCCUCUACUUUGGAGUCGUGUCCAGGUUCGAGGACAGCUUAGCUUAUCAAGUGGUUCUGUUUUAACUUUUGGGCUUGUGCAUUAUGCCUUAUCGGAAUUUGAAUUGAUGGCAGAAGAGCUAUUGAUGAGUGACUCAAUAAUUAAGAUCCGUGGGGCUUUGCGGAUGUCUGUGAAAAUCUACUUGAUGUUGAAUUCCAAAAUGCUUAUAGAUGGUGAAGGUGAUGCAAAUGUUGCAACAUCUUUACUUGAGGCUAGCAAUUUAGUGGUUCUAAAGGGUUCAUCCAUUAUACAUUCAAAUGCAAACUUGGGAGUUCAUGGACAAGGUUCAUUGAACUUAUCUGGACCUGGAGAUCUGAUUGAGGCUCAACAUUUGGUUUUAUCACUGUUUUACAGUAUAAAUCUCAAUCACCUGCUUAUGAUGUGGAUUGUCUAUUUCUUUGUGAAGGUUGGGCCAGGGUCCAUUUUGCGAGGUCCAUUAGAUAAUACAAGCAUCAAUCACAUUAGUGCACCACAGCUCUGCGGAGAACUCCAAUAUUGCCCCAUUGAGUUGCUUCACCCACCUGAAGAUUGCAAUGUUAAUGGUUCAUUAUCCUUUACCCUUCAGAUAUGCCGUGUUGAAGAUGUAUUUAUUGAAGGCUUUUUAGAAGGGUCCGUAAUUCAUUUUCACUGGGUUAGAGCAGUUCUCGUAAAGUCUUCUGGAACAAUAAGUGCUUCUGGUCUAGGUUGCAGUGGUGGGUUGGGCAGUGGUGAGCUCUUGCCUAGUGGUCUUAGUGGUGGUGCUGGACAUGGUGGCAGAGGUGGUGAUGCUUAUUACAAUGGCACGUAUAUGGGGGGUGGUCUUACUUAUGGUGAUGCUGAUUUGCCAUGUGAACUUGGUAGUGGAAGUGGAAAUUGGAGUCUGCCAAGUGCUACUGCUGGGGGUGGCAUUCUUGUUAUGGGUUCAUUGGAUCAUUCUCUGUCGAGCUUGACGGUCUAUGGUUCAAUUCAAGCCAAUGGAGAAAGCUUUGGAAAGUUUAUCAGAGAGGAUGGGAGUAAGGUUGCUUCAGAACCAGGUCCUGGGGGUGGAUCUGGAGGAACAAUUCUUCUGUUCAUUCACUCUUUGUUCCUUGGUGAUUCUUCUACUAUCUCAGCUGUUGGAGGUCAUGGUAGUACUAAUGGUGGUGGUGGAGGUGGAGGGAGAAUUCACUUUCAUUGGUCAGACAUUUCUGUUGGAGAUGAGUAUGUGGCUAUAGCAAAUGUGAAAGGAACUAUUCUGGAGAGAGGAGGAGUUGGUAGAGAUCUUGGGAAAGAAGGAGAAAAUGGAACUAUUAGUGGUAAAGCCUGCCCAAAAGGGCUUUAUGGAAUAUUCUGUCAGGAAUGCCCACUUGGAACAUACAAGAAUGUAAGUGGAGCUGAUAGAGCCCUUUGUCGUAAGUGUGAAUCUCGCGAUCUUCUGCAUCGUGCAGUGUAUGUUGCUGUUCGAGGUGGUGUAACUGACACUCCCUGUCCAUACAAGUGCAUUUCAGAUAGAUAUCACAUGCCACAUUGUUUUACGGCACUUGAAGAGUUGAUUUAUACAUUUGGGGGCCCAUGGCUGUUUGGUUUAAUUCUUUUUAGUCUCCUUGUCCUGUUAGCUCUGGUUCUUAGUGUUGCUCGUGUGAAAUUUGUUACUGCUGAUGAACUACCUGGCCCACUGGCUGCUCGCCGUGGAUCUCCAAUUGACCGCUCAUUCCCAUUCUUGGAGUCACUGAAUGAGGUGUUGGAAACAAGUAGAACUGAGGAAUCCAGUACACAUGUGCACAGAAUGUAUCUUUUGGGUGCUAACACUUUCAGUGAUCCUUGGCAUCUUCCUCAUUCUCCUCCCAAAGAAGUUUCAAAAAUUGUGUAUGAGGACGCAUUCAACAUAUUUGUGGAUGAGAUUAAUGAUUUGGCUUCUUAUGAGUGGUGGGAAGGAUCAAUCUAUAGCAUCCUUUCUAUUUUUGGGUACCCACUUGCAUGGUCAUGGCUGCAGUGGCGUCGGAAGAAGAAAAUACAACGCCUUCGUGACUUUGUUCGGUCAGAAUAUGACCAUGCUUGCCUGCGGUCCUGCCGUUCGCGUGCACUCUAUGAGGGUCUCAAGGUAGCAGCUACUUCAGAUCUUAUGCUUACAUAUAUAGACUUCUUCCUUGGUGGAGAUGAGAAAAGAGAGGACUUGCCUCCUCGCCUUCAUCAACGGUUUCCAAUGUCUAUAGUCUUUGGAGGAAAUGGAUCAUACAUUGCUCCUUUUUAUCUCCACAGUGAUAACAUACUGACUAGCCUUAUGAGUCAGUCAGUUCCACCUACAAUGUGGUACCGUCUAGUGGCUGGUUUGAAUGCUCGACUUCGUUUAGUUCGCCGUGGGCAUCUAACAGCCACAUUUUCCCAAAUUGUUAACUGGCUUGAGACCCAUGCAAAUCCGUGUUUGCAUGCCCAUGGAAUACACAUUGAUCUAACUCGCUUUCAGCCUUCAUCCUGUGGUUAUCAUCAAUUUGGACUUCUGGUAUGUGCUGUGGAAAAUGAAGCUGUGCAGCCAUCAAAUGAAAGCCCAAGCAAAUCUCUUUCAAAUGAGAAACAGUCACGGUUGCCUGGCACCCUCUGGAGGAGAGCAUUUGAUCUUGUUAGAGUUAAUAAUGAACAUGCUUUAACACAGAAAAGGAUACUUCCUGGAGAAAUUUUGAAUUCUUGGAACGUGAAGGCACUUAAAGAGAGAUUAACUAUUGGCUCUCUCUCUUAUUAUAUAGUUCGUAACACUAAACCUGUUGGCCAUCAGGAUCUUGUUGGUUUGGUCAUCUCAAUACUCCUCUUAGGAGAUUUUAGCUUGGUCUUACUAACAUUACUUCAGUUGUAUUCUAUCUCACUGGUGGAUGUGGUUUUGGUUUUGUCUAUUAUUCCCAUGGGCAUACUUCUUCCUUUUCCAGUAGGAAUUAAUGCUUUAUUUAGUCAUGGACCUAGGCGUUCAGCAGGUCUUGCUCGAGUUUAUGCACAAUGGAAUAUCAUCUCAAUUAUUAAUGUGGUGGUGGCACUUGUUUGUGGAUUUAUUAAUUUUGAGAGUCAAUCCUCGUCAUCAACUAAAAAGCUUACCGUCCAGUCCUGGAAUUUUAGCAAGGAUGAAACUGGAUGGUGGAUGCUGCCUUUGGGACUUUGUCUGAUGAAAAUCGCCCAAGCUAAACUGAUUAACUGUCAUGUGGCUAACCUCGAGAUUCAAGACCGCACAUUGUACAGUAAUGACCCCGAAGUGUUCUGGAGCUCAUGAAAGGCGGCAUUCUCAAUCUAAUUCUGAUUCUGAUUCUGAAGCCAACCAUAUAAAUUUAGAGUUAGUUGUUUGUGUUAUUGUUUUGGUUAUUUGUUGAGAGUUUGAGUUUGUUCUCCUGCCUAGGCUAUUUUAAGUUACCCAGUCUCUCAUAGAAUGAAUGUAAAGUAGACAAACUUGAUGUGCAGAAAGAAAGAAAGAAAGCUUUUUCAUACAUGUAAAGUGAGUUUGUUCUCCUGCCUGGGCUAUUUUAAGUUACCCAGUCUCUGAUAAAUGAAUGUAAAGUACACAAACUUGAUGUGCAGAAAGAAAG